Molecule: messenger RNA, 3935 nt
Organism: Lucilia sericata (common green bottle fly)
Lineage: Eukaryota; Metazoa; Arthropoda; Insecta; Diptera; Calliphoridae
Exons: 2
Coding region: 118-3813 (1231 amino acids)
Source: RefSeq, a predicted model, not a curated record
AAAGCAAAAAACUCACACUUUUUUCAAUUUUUUAAAAAAGAAAAAAAAAAUUUCUUUAUAGAAAUAUAUAUUUUUUGAGAAGUCUCUUUUUGUGAAUUUUUUUUCCGAAAACCCAAUAUGUCUACCCUAGAGUCUGUGGCCGCCGAUUUGUUAAGAUAUAUCCAAACGGAUUUAAAGUCGUUUGAUGAAGAUUAUCGCGCUACCCCGGAAAGUUUCCGAUCUCUACCCGCUCUUAAAUUCCAAAAACGGGAAUUAAGUGAAUUAUGGGCUAAAAUUGACCGUAAAUUCACCCAAAUUAGAGAAUCUGCCGAUAUUCUGGAUCCGAAGAAAGCUGAAGCCAUAAAUUUAAGCGAAGUUGUUAGGCAAGUCAGAUCUGCUAAAGGAUUUUAUAGGUCAAGUAUGAUCUCGAUUGACGAAUCUAUUGAGGAGAUUACGAAGGAAAAUGAAACCCGACCAUCUUUACCCGAACCCCCACAACCCAGCAGUUCUGCAGGUUUCACUGUACCCCCUUGUGAUAUGCCAACGUUCAGCGGAGAUUUCAAAAGCUGGGCUUCGUUUAGGGAUCUUUUCAAGGCCAUUUAUGGCAAUAAUACCCGUUUAAGUGGAGUUGAAAAACUUUUCCAUCUUAAACAAAAAACAAGCGGCGAAGCCAAAGAAAUAGUAGACAAUGCACCCUUAACAAAUGAUGGCUUUCUUAUUGCGUGGAAUCAAUUAGCUUCUCAGUAUGAGAAUCGUAGGAUGCAAAUUAACGCGCAAUUAAAAACCCUAUUGAAUUUACCCUUAGUAAGCACCAUGUGUAGUGCUUCUAUAAGAAAGCUUCAGAGAAAGAUAAAUUGUUGUAUUGCAAAUCUGAACUCUUUAGACAUAGAUACGGAUCAGUGGGAUCCUAUCUUAGUAUAUUUAUGCACAUCGAAAUUACCCAGAGAAACCCGAAGAGAAUUUGAGAAAUCUCUUCCAGAUUGUGCAGAGAUGCCUUCUUGGACUGACUUAGAUGUAUUUUUAACUAACACAUUUAAAGAACUAACUUCGGUUAAUGAUGUCCAGGACCAUAGUAUUAACCAUACCCACCCUAAACCCAAACAAUUCCAAGAUGUUAGAACACAAUAUGACAGAAAAGGCAAAACAUUUCAUAACGUAACAAAUGAUUCGAAUGGGAAAAACCCAAAAAAUCAACCAAAACCCAUAAAAAACCCACCCACCCACAACCCACCCACCCAAAACAAACGUAAAACCGAACAAAAAUUCCCCCUUCCAACCCAACCAAACAACCCAAGCACCCAAAUUAAACAUGAUGGUUCUAUUUGCAAGCUUUGCAGCGAAAACCAUACUUUGAGGGAAUGUUCGUCAUUCAAUUCUCUUGGAAUAAACGAGAGAAUUGAGUUUGUAAAGAAACAUGAAAUAUGUUACAAUUGUUUAGCCGUCGGUCAUGUCAUACAAGCUUGUCGCAGUACAUUCAUAUGUAGAUAUUGCGGUGGACGACAUAAUAGUCUAUUGCACCGACCAAAUUCGAGGAUAAACCCACAUAAUGAAGAUAAUCAGGCAUCUUCAUCGUCAAAUACAGUUCAGUCUUUCUCAACCCACACCCAAUCAAGCAAACCCACACCCAUUGAUGACAGAACGAAGUUAUUAGGAACAGCAGUUCUGAAUGUAGAAGUCCAAGGUGAAUUGUUUCCAGCUAGAGCGCUUAUUGACCCAGCUUCAGAUUUCUCAUUUAUAACAGAUAAACUAAGAAGAAUGUUACAUUUACCCACUACACCCAUAGUUGCAGAAAUUUCUGGAUUAAAUGAGAUAGUUUCUGCAAGAUCAACUAAACUGUGUCAAGUUUCUCUACGCUCGAAUACCCAUAAUAAUUUCAAAUUGAAUAUCCAAGCAAUUGUAGUGAAAACACUUACAAAAAAUUUACCCACCCAAAGUUUAAACCCAACCCUAAUAAAAGACUUGGAAGAUAUUCAAUUAGCUGACCAAAAGUUCUAUGAAAGCAGACCUAUAGACUUUAUAAUUGGCAGCGAUUUUUACCCUCAAAUAUUGAAAUCUGGAGUACGGAAAGAUCUUCUCAAUACCCUAAUAGCUCAGGAAACUGAGUUUGGCUGGAUUUUAACCGGACCCAUUCAGAACACAAACAAUACUCAACCCUUAGUUUCAUACUUCAGUUCAGUCACGCUUGAUAAAGUUUUGACCAAAUUCUGGGAGAUUGAAGAUAUAUCCACCCAACCCAAAGUUUCAGAGGAAAGUUCUUUAUGUGAAGAAACUUUCAUGACCACUACCCGUCGAUUACCGAAUGGCCGUUAUCAAGUUAACCUUCCAUUUAUAUACCCUCCUGUUGAGUUAGGAAACUCUAGACACGUUGCUAUGGCUCAAUUUCUACGAAACGAGAAAAGUUUAAUGAAAAAGCCAGAGCUUAAAAUGGAAUAUGAUAACGUGCUACAAGAGUAUAUCGAAUUAGGUCAUAUGAAACAUAUAAAAUAUAACCCAAACACUCCUUCAAACACCCAUUAUUAUUUACCCCAUCACGCUGUUGUUAAACUUGAUCGUGUUACGACAAAAGUUCGAGUUGUAUUUAAUGCAUCUAGCAAAACCUCGAACGGCAACAGUCUUAAUGAUACCCUAUACACUGGUCCUACCCUACAACAAGAUUUAGUUGUACUUAUCUUGAAAUGGCGCUUUUAUAAGAUAGUUUAUAAUGCCGACAUUACAAAAAUGUACCGGCAAAUUAUGCUAAACCCUAUCCAUACACCCUUCCAACGAAUAUUAUUCCGUAAAAGCGUCAACGAACCCAUUCAAGAUUAUGAACUGCAAACAGUUACAUUUGGUGUUAACUGUGCGCCAUACUUGGCUAUUAGAACACUACACGAAUUAGCCAAAGACAUUCAAAAUACCCACCCUAUCGCUUCGCAAACACUGCGAAAUAAUAUGUAUGUAGACGAUGUAUUAGCCGGAGGUCACACCAUUGAAGAAGCUAAAGAAGGCCAAACCCAACUGAUCGCAGCGCUUGACUCUGCUGGUUUUCCUUUAAGAAAAUGGAUCUCAAAUACGAGGGAAUUGUUGAAAGAUUUACCCGAAGAUCACCUACUUGAUGUGGAUUUACUCAACCUUCCAGAAUCGAAUAAUGCCAAAACAUUAGGAAUCCGAUGGAAUGCUAAAGAAGAUACGUUUUUCUUUAAUGUACCCUUAAUUGAAAGAAAAUCAGCAUACACAAAGCGAACUGUGUUAUCAGACAUUGCUCGUCUUUUUGACCCAGCUGGUUGGUUAGCGCCAAUUGUUAUAUCUGCCAAGAUUAUUAUGCAGCAAAUUUGGCAAGAUAAUACAGCUUGGGAUGAAUGUCUUAACCCACUCACCCUUAUAAAAUGGCAAAAGUUUUUGCAGUUCUACGAUAAUAUUAAUAGAAUUCAUAUUCCAAGAUGGAUUAACUUUUCACCUUCAGCAAAAAUUGAGUUUCAUGGUUUUUCAGAUGCUUCUGAAAAAGCAUACUCGGCAUGUCUGUAUGCACGAGUAACACCCAUAGACGGACCUAAUUCCGUAACCCUACUCUUCGCUAAGACGAGAGUUGCGCCAAUCAAAGUAAUCUCGUUACCAAAACUUGAACUUUGUGGUGCAGUGUUGUUGGCAAAUAUGACACAUAAUUUACUCACCCAACUCAACCUACCCUUACAUCAGACGUAUUUCUGGACCGACUCAUCUAUAGUUUUGGCCUGGCUUAGUAAACACCCUAACUCGUGGAACACAUUUGUAGCAAACCGAGUUUCUGGAACCAUGUUGCUUCACACGAUAAUCCUGCCGAUGUUGCUAGCCGAGGAUGUAAUGCUGAUGAGUUAAAAGAUGACACUUUAUGGUGGAAUGGACCAUCGUGGUUGAAAGAAGUCGCGUCGAAGUGGCCAACAACAAAUAAACACUUCAUUACUCAAGCUGAAGCUAAAGUUAGUCAGUCGUUUACUACG